AUGAACGACGUCCUAAGCUCACCGGGCCCGUCGCCAUCCAAGCAGACUGCGGAGCGCUCGCGCACACUCGACCUGGAUGGCGACGCUCAUCUCCGCGUUGCCAUGGUAAUGCGCUGGCAGCAACUCUUGAUCACGUCGCAGGUGUCCUCGUCGCUCAAGCAACCAGCUGGAUUUGAUUCUGUGUCGCACUUGGCGGUCGAAGGAGCGGUCGUCACCAUGACAAGGUCCAUGGCCGGCCUCCUCCUGCUGAGGCUCCUCCUCCUCAUCGACCCGGCCACGACGUCGGCUACCACUCAUCCCGACUCCACUUCGGCGUUCCCGACGGCGUCGCUUUUUCAGCCGCCGGCUCCACCCGAGUGCACCAAGAAAGAACAUCCCAAAGUGUCCACGCAAGUGCUCAGUCCAUGGAUGGCCACGUUCUCCUGGACGGGCGUGCGGGAUUUCUCCCAGCUCACGCUCGACCUUGCCAGGAACGAACUCAUCGUUGGUGCCAGGAACUUCUUGUUCAGGUUGGACCUUAGCAACAUGUCCUUGAUCCAGGCAACGGAAUGGGCGCCCGACGACGAGACCAGGAGGUCCUGUCAAAGCAAAGGCAAGACUGAGAUUGAAUGUCAGAACUACAUCCGAGUGCUGCUGGUGAACAAGACCCAAGUAGUGACCUGCGGGACCAACGCCUUCCAGCCUCUCUGCACCACCAGAGAGGUGGGCAACAUGAGCAAGGUGUUGGAGCGUGUUAACGGCGUGGCCCGCUGCCCUUACGACCCUCGCCACAACUCCACAGCGGUGUUGACGGAACGCGGCGAACUUUACGCCGCCACAGUCAUCGACUUCUCCGGACGCGACCCCGUCAUCUACCGCAGCUUGGGCGGGAUGCCGCCUCUACGCACCGCACAGUACAACUCCAAGUGGCUCAACGAGCCACACUUCAUCUCGGCAUACGACAUGGGCCUCUUCACCUUGUUCUUCCUGCGGGAGAAUGCGGUGGAGCACGACUGCGGCAAGACUGUGUACUCGCGGGUAGCGCGCGUGUGCAAAAACGACAUCGGCGGCCGCUUCCUGUUGGAGGACACGUGGACCACCUUCAUGAAAGCCCGCCUCAACUGCUCACGCUCCGGCGAGAUCCCGUUCUACUACAACCAGCUGCAGAGCACCUUCCAUCUACCCGAGCAGGACCUCAUCUAUGCCAUUUUCACCACCAACGUCAACAGUAUCGCAGCUUCGGCCGUGUGUGCCUUCAACCUGAGCGCCAUCACGCGAGCCUUCAACGGGCCUUUCCGCUCCCAGGAAAACCCUCGCUCCACUUGGAUGCCCACCCCCAACCCCAUCAGCAACUUCCAGUGUGGGACCAUCGAGGAUGAGGGCCCUAACGAGGGUCUGACAGAACGCAGCCUACAGGACGCCCAACGCCUCUUCCUGAUGAACGAGGUGGUGCAGCCUGAAUCGGUUGACCCCUUAGUCAUGCAGGACGACGUACGCUUCUCCCACCUGGCCGUGGACAUCGUACAGGGAAUGGACACGCUUUACCACGUCAUGUACAUUGGCACCGAAUACGGCAGCAUCCUGAAGGCACUUGCCACGUCCAACAAAAACCUGCAAGGCUGUUACCUAGAGGAGAUGGAGCUCCUCCCAUCUGGUGUACGCCAGCCAAUCCUGAGCCUGCAGAUUCUGCACAGUGACCGUUCGCUCUUUGUGGGUCUUAGCGACCGAGUGCUGAAGAUCCCUUUGGAGAGAUGCUCCACGUACCGCACUGAAAUGCUGUGUUUGGAGGCCCGGGAUCCUUACUGCGGCUGGGACAUGCGUCAGCGCCGCUGCACCACGCUGGAGGACAGCACCAACAUGAGCCAGUGGAAGCAGAACAUCACAGCAUGUCCGACGCAUAACCAGACCACGCACGGCGCAUUUGGUAACUGGACGGCGUGGCAGGCCUGCAACAACGACGAUGGUGUUGAUGGCGUCAGUUCGUGCUUGUGCCGCUCUAGGUCAUGUGACAACCCGGCCCCUCGCUGCGGAGGCCGGAUGUGCGAGGGCGCCACCAUUGAAGUGGCCAACUGCUCAAGGAACGGAGGGUGGACGCCUUGGUCGUCAUGGGGACAAUGCAGCACCAGCUGCGGUACAGGAUUUGAGCUGCGCCAGCGCUCAUGCAAUAACCCGGCACCGCGGCACGGAGGUCGCGUCUGCGUGGGGGCCAGCCGUGAUGAGAGGUUCUGCAACGAAGGGGUCUCAUGCCCACAGCCAGUUCUGUGGUCACCGUGGGGCUCGUGGACCAAGUGCAGCAGUGAUUGUAGCGGAGGGGUGCACUCGCGGGUACGCAACUGCGAGAACGGCAAUAGUUGCCCUGGAUGCGCCUUGGAGUACAAGGCGUGUAAUCUGGAGGCAUGUCCAGAAGUGAAGCGGAGCACGCCAUGGACUCCUUGGACGCCGGUCAACGUGACGCAAGGCGGCGCUCGACAGGAGCAGCGCACGCGCUACAUGUGCCGCGCUCGCCUGGCCGACCCGCAUCAGCUGCAAAUGGGGCGACGCAAGAUGGAGACCAGGUUCUGCCCAAAUGAUGGCACAGCUGCCUGCGACACCGAUGACCUGGUAGAAGAGCUGCUCAAGACCCCGCUAGUCCGAGGGUCCAACACCCCUGGCUGGUCUUCAUGGGACUCCUGGUCCGGUUGCUCCCAAAGCUGCUCCAAAGGAUAUCGUACCCGACGGAGAUCUUGUGCCGGACCAGAGGGCAAGAGCGCCCCUGUGGCAUGCAGAGGCUCUCCCGUGGAGUAUCAGGACUGCAACGUACAGCCAUGUCCAGUGAAGGGCGCAUGGUCGUGCUGGUCAGCGUGGUCGGUUUGCUCAGCGGGUUGCGGUGGCGGCCAUUACCAGCGAACGCGGGUGUGUGGAAGCCCGCCGCCUGCCAACGGGGGCGACAUCUGUCUGGGAUUGCACACCGAGGAGGCGCUCUGCAACACACACACGUGUGAUGAUGCGUGUUGGGCCCCAAGGGAGCAGACGGAGGUCCGGGCUGACAGUGGAGGCGGGUGGAUGGCCUGGUCGCUCUGGUCGGCCUGCGACGACUCAGGGGUGCAGAUGAGGACCCGAAUGUGCGGGGCCGCCGGGGGCGCCCCCUGUGUGGGUAACGCCACCCAACGUAGGGACUGCAAUGAAAUUCCUGCAUUCACGUCUAUCCACCUGAUCGCCACCGGGGUGUCCUGCUUCCUGGGCGCGGGUCUCCUGUCCUUCCUGGUCUACGUGUACUGUCAACGAUUCCACAAGCCGUCGCAGGAGUCGGCGGUCAUCCACCCGACCACGCCCAACCACCUCAACUACAAGGGCAACGUCACGCCAAAGAACGAGAAGUACACACCCAUGGAGUUCAAGACAUUGAACAAGAACAACUUAACGCCGGACGAGCGCUCCAACUUGUUCCCGCCGUCGCUACAGCAACAGCAGGCCAACGUGUACACCACCACAUACUAUCCGCCCGCGCUUGGCAAGUUCGACUACCAGGCCAACGCCUCGCCGUCGCCCUGCCGGACGUACAACCGCACCAACAACAGCUGA
Nerophis lumbriciformis (worm pipefish) is the source of this 3540-nucleotide messenger RNA. The record is from RefSeq and is a predicted model, not a curated record. NCBI's taxonomy places the organism in Eukaryota, Metazoa, Chordata, Actinopteri, Syngnathiformes, Syngnathidae.